Molecule: messenger RNA, 729 nt
Organism: Magnolia sinica
Lineage: Eukaryota; Viridiplantae; Streptophyta; Magnoliopsida; Magnoliales; Magnoliaceae
Exons: 2
Coding region: 1-729 (242 amino acids)
Source: RefSeq, a predicted model, not a curated record
AUGGAGAAGGCCUAUGACAGACUCAACUGGAACUACUUGAAAGCAGCCCUCAACCAAUUUGGGUUCCACAGGGAUUGGAUCCAGCUGGUGGAACGUUGUUGGUCAAAAUGUUGGUUCUCGAUCCUCAUCAAUGGCGUCAUGACCGGCUUCUUCCACUCAUCUAGGGGUCUAAGGCAGGGCGAUCCAAUUUCCCUAGGCCUCUUCAUCCUUGCAGUUGAAGGGCUUAGCAGAGGCUUCCGUUGGUUGGUUGCCUCAGGCGUGCGCCAGCCAUACAAGAUGUGUCCAAACUGCCCCAUAGUCUCCCAUCUACUAUUUGCUAAUGAUACGAUCCUCUUCGCAAAUGGAUCCAGAAGGUCCCUCACCCAAAUCAAGACUUUUCUUACCCAAUAUGAGAGUGUCCAUAUAUUCCAGGGGAGGCCUAAGAGAACCUAUUUUCAGGCCAUAAUAGAAAAGAUUCAGGCCAGAAUUUCUGCGUGGCAAAAUAGAAUUUUAUCUCAGGUUGGGAGGCUCACCCUCAUCACGCAUGUCCUCAAUAGCAUCUCAGUGCACACUCUUGCGUCCAUGGAGGUCCCUUCCAACAUCCUUGCUGAAUUAGAGAAACAGUUUGCCGACUUCUUCUGGGGCUGGGAAGGGCCGAAGAAGAAGUGUCAUUGGCACAACUGGAGAAGUCUUCUACUGCCAAAAUCUGAAGGUGGUCUGGGCCUAAGACCCUUAAAAUCAGUGAUGUAG